ACAACAGCCUUCGCAGAUAGUUCCUCUUCUUCUGGAAAAAUACGCGACAAUGCCACGUCAUCACUUAUUCUUAGCUGGUCAACUAUACUUCCUAAUAAUCCGCGUCCUUACAAUUUAACUAUAAAUAACAACUCUCAAACCAAAACCCCUAACAAUUAAUCAUCACUUCAGCGAUAUAUAUAAAUUAUAAAUAUACCAGCAAAUUAAAAUUCUUUUAAUUUCAAAUCAUCAAUGGAGAGAUACGAGCAGUACGAGAGAGUUUUCAAGCACUUCGACUCCAACGGCGACGGCAGAAUAUCUCCUGAGGAGCUCCGGCAUUGCGUGGCCUCAAUAGGCGGUGUGAUGACGGCGGAUGAGGCGGAGGCGGCGGUGGCGCUGGUGGACUCCGACGGAGAUGGGCAGAUGUGUUUGGAUGAUUUCGUGAGGAUAGUGGAGGGUGCGGGUGAUGAAGAAAAGGCGAGCGAUUUGAAAUGGGCGUUCAAAUUGUACGAAAUGGAGGGAAGCGGGUGCAUUACACCGGAGAGUUUGAAAAGAAUGCUUAGCAAAUUGGGUCAGAGGAGUACCGUUGACCAGUGCAGGAAUAUGAUUGCUCGAUUUGAUAUUAAUGGAGAUGGUGUUCUUAAUUUCGACGAGUUUAAGGUUAUGAUGUCGGCUUGUUGAUCGAUGCAUGGAUGGAUGUCUACUGUACGAUACGACGUCGUUAUUUGCUUAGUUAGCCUUUUUCAAUAUAUGUUUCUCCGUCUGCAUGUAUGUAUGUAGAUUAAUUCACCAAUAUUGAUUGGUCGAGUUUAUUCUUUGAUUUUAUUAAUCUUUGAUUGAUAUCUGUAUUGAUAAAACACAGUUGCUAGCUAGUAUUUGUUAAUCGAUAAUACAUAUAUAUAGUUGAUCACUUCAUU
Molecule: messenger RNA, 896 nt
Organism: Erythranthe guttata (spotted monkey flower)
Lineage: Eukaryota; Viridiplantae; Streptophyta; Magnoliopsida; Lamiales; Phrymaceae
Molecular function (GO): calcium ion binding
Source: RefSeq, a predicted model, not a curated record